Physeter macrocephalus (sperm whale) is the source of this 3032-nucleotide messenger RNA. Its product is annotated as importin-7-like. The record is from RefSeq and is a predicted model, not a curated record. Gene Ontology annotation, biological process: protein import into nucleus. Lineage: Eukaryota; Metazoa; Chordata; Mammalia; Artiodactyla; Physeteridae. Gene Ontology annotation, cellular component: cytosol; nuclear envelope. Gene Ontology annotation, molecular function: small GTPase binding.
AGUGAGGGGCGCUAUUCCUGGGCCAGUAGCACCCGAGCCCCGGGUUUGACUGCGUCCGCCCUGCGAUGGACCCCAACACCAUUAUCGAAGCCCUGCGGGGCACCAUGGACCCAGCCCUGCGUGAGGCCACGAAGCACCAGCUCAAUGAAGCACACAAGUCUCUGAAUUUUGUUUCAACACUGCUUCAGAUUACUAUGUCGGAACAACUGGAUUUACCUGUGAGACAGGCAGGUGUUAUCUAUUUGAGAAAUACGAUAACACAGUAUUGGCCUGAUCGGGAAACAGCACCAGGGGAUAUAUCCCCUUAUACUAUUCCAGAAGAAGAUCGACAUUGUAUUUGAGAAAAUAUCGUAGAAGUCAUUAUCCACUCUCCUGAGCUCAUCAGGGUACAGCUUACUACAUGCAUUCAUCAUAUCAUCAAACAUGAUUAUCCAAGUCGCUGGACUGCCAUUGUGGACAAAAUUGGCUUUUACCUUCAGUCUGAUAACAGUGCAUGUUGGCUAGGAAUUCUUCUUUGCCUCUAUCAGCUUGUGAAAAAUUAUGAAUAUAAGAAACCAGAGGAACGGAGUCCAUUGGUAGCAGCAAUGCAAUAUUUCCUGCCAGUUCUAAAGGACUGUUUUAUCUAGCUUCUUUCUGAUCAGUCUGAUCAAUCUGUCCUCAUCCAGAAACCAAUUUUCAAGAUCUCCUAUGCUCUUGUUCAGUAUACACUACCACUGGAGCUGAUAAACCAACAGAACCUGACAGAAUGGAUAGAAAUUUUAAUGACUGUUGUGAACAGGGUUGUACCUAUAGAAACACUUCAAGUUGAAGAAGAUGAUAGACCUGAGUUACCAUGGUGGAAAUGUAAGAAGUGAGCUUUACAUAUCUUAGCAAGGCUUUUUGAAAGAUAUGGAAGCCCUGGCAAUGUUUCCAAGGAGUAUAAUGAAUUUGCUGAAGUAUUUCUGAAGGCAUUUGCUGUUGAUGUCCAACAAGUUUUAUUGAAGGUGUUAUAUCAGUACAAGGAGAAGCAAUAUAUGGCUCCUCGAGUUUUACAACAGACAUUAAAUUAUAUUAAUCAAGGAGUUUCUCAUGCUCUCACCUGGAAGAAUCUGAAGCCUCAUAUACAAGGCAUUAUCCAAGAUGUUAUUUUUCCAUUGAUGUGCUAUACAGAUGCUGAUGAGGAACUUUGGCAAGAAGACCCCUAUGAAUAUAUACGCAUGAAGUUUGAUGUGUUUGAGGAUUUCAUCUCCCCUACCACUGCUGCCCAGACACUUUUGUUUACAGCUUGUAGUAAGAGGAGAGAGGUACUACAAAAGACUAUGGGAUUUUGCUACCAGAUUCUUAGAGAACCAAAUGCUGAUCCUCGAAAAAAAUAUGGAGCCCUGCAUAUGAUUGGCUCUUUAGCUGAAAUACUUCUGAAGAAAAAGAUCUACAAAGAUCAGAUGGAAUAUAUGUUGCAAAAUCAUGUAUUCCCUCUCUUCAGCAGUGAACUAGGCUACAUGAGAGCGAGGGCUUGCUGGGUCCUUCACUAUUUUUGUGAAGUGAAGUUCAAAAGUGACCAGAACCUGCAAACAGCCCUAGAGAUGACACGAAGAUGUCUGAUUGAUGAUAGGGAAAUGCCUGUUAAAGUGGAAGCUGCCAUUGCACUUCAAGUGCUGAUCAGCAAUCACGAGAAAGCUAAAGACUACAUCACACCAUUCAUCAGACCUGUCAUGCAGGCUCUUCUUCAUAUUUUAAGAGAAACAGAAAAUGAUGAUCUUACCAAUGUAAUUCAGAAAAUGAUCUGCGAGUAUAGUGAAGAAGUUACUCCUACUGCAGUAGAAAUGACACAACAUUUGGCAAUGACAUUUAAUCAAGUAAUCCAGACUGGGCCAGAUGAAGAAGAAAGUGAUGACAAAGCAGCUACUGCUAUGGGAAUCCUGAAUACCAUCGACACACUUCCUAGUGUAGUUGAAUAUCAUAAAGAAAUAACCCAGCAGGUUGAAGGAAUCUGCUUACAGGUCAUUGGAACUGUUUUACAACAGCAUGUCUCAGAAUUCUACGAGGAGAUCUUCUCUUUAGCACAUAGUUUGACAUGUCAACAAGUGUCUCCACAGAUGUGGCAGCUACUACCUCUGGUAUUUGAGGUUUUUCAGCACGAUGGCUUUGAUUACUUUACAGAUAUGAUGCCUCUGCUUCAUACUUAUGUAACAGUUGAUACAGACACACUUCUGUCUGAUACCAAGUACCUUGAAAUGAUAUACAGUAUGUGCAAAAAGAUUCUUACAGGAGUUGCAGGAGAAGAUGCAGAAUGUCAUGCAGCAAAAUUGUUAGAGGUCAUCAUUCUGCAGUGCAAAGGGCGUGGCAUUGACCAGUGUAUUUCGUUAUUCGUGGAAGCAGCUUUAGAGAGACUGACAAGAGAGGUGAAGACAAGUGAACUUCGAACAAUGUGCCUGCAAUUUGCCAUUGCAGCUUUGUAUUAUAAUCCAUACCUACUUCUCAACACCUUAGAAAAUCUUCACUUCCCUAAUAAUAUUGAACCAGUUACAAAUCAUUUUAUUACACAGUGGCUUAAUGAAGUUGAUUGUUUCUUGGGGCUUCACGACGGAAAGAUGUGCGUUCUGGGCCUAUGUGCUCUUAUUGAUAUGGAACAAACACCACAAGUUUUAAAUCAGGUUUCUGGCCAGAUUUUGCCAGAUUUUAUUCUUUUAUUUAACAGAUUAAAAAGAGCAUAUGCCUGCCAUGCAGAACAUGAGAAUGACAGUGAUGAUGAUGAUGAUGAAGGUGAAGAUGAUGAUAAAUCGGAGGAACUGGGGAGUGAUGAAGAUGAUAUUGGUGAAGAUGGACAAGAAUAUUUGGAGAUGCUGGCUAAGUAAGCGGGCGAAGAUGGAGAUGAUGAAGACUAGGAAGAAGAUGAUGCUGAAGAAACUGCCCUGGAAGGCUAUUCCACGAUCAUUGAUGAUGAAGAUAACCCUGUUGAUGAGUAUCAGAUAUUUAAAGCUAUAUUUCAAACUAUACAACAUCGUAAUCCCGUGUGGUAUCAGGCUCUGACUCAUGGUCUUAAUGAAGAACAA